Messenger RNA from Rhineura floridana, 460 nucleotides. RefSeq names its product cytochrome b-c1 complex subunit 9. The record is from RefSeq and is a predicted model, not a curated record. Lineage: Eukaryota; Metazoa; Chordata; Lepidosauria; Squamata; Rhineuridae. Gene Ontology annotation, biological process: mitochondrial electron transport, ubiquinol to cytochrome c. The transcript is spliced from 2 exons. The coding region runs from base 59 to 247 and encodes 62 amino acids.
GCCGCCUUUGCUAUAGAAGGCUAGAGGCGCGCGUGCGUAGUGCCUAAACGAAGCGAAAAUGGCGCUGGGCAGGCAAGUGUACAACUUGCUUUUCCGCCGUACCUCCACCUUCGCUCUCACGAUCGUGGUGGGCGCUCUGGUCUUUGAGCGGGCCUUCGACCAGGGUGCGGAUGCUCUCUUCGAACACCUUAACAAGGGGAAACUCUGGAAGCACAUCAAGCACAAGUAUGAGACUGAUCAAAAAUGAAGCAGAGAUGCUGUGGAUUCCUGCAAGACCUUCUGUUCGCUUCAGCACAGGCUCUUCUUCCUGACCACCAGCUGUUAAGGUGGCAAACAUUCAUCCAUAUGUGUGAUUUUGAACCAUAGUGCAUUCUCUCAAGAAUAGCAAGCUAUCUGGACUUGUGGAUUUACUUAUGCUGAAACAUAGUUUAAUAAAGUACCUUCUCUCCUUAUGAGAAAA